AUGGCUCCCAAGCGUGCUGCUUCUUUCAAGGCUGGUACUGAGACUAAACGCAAACGAAGCAUGAUGACGAUCACUGAGAGGAUGAAACAUCUGGAUAUGUUGAAGGAAGGGAGAACAUUCGCUGCCGUAGCCCGGCAUUUUAGCGUGAACGAAUCCACCGUUCGCUACAUAAAGAAGGACGAGGCUAACAUCAGGAAAACGGCUGCCAUCAACUUUAAUAUGUCGACGAAGAGAGUGGUUACGGCUCGUAAUACAACUAACAUCCGUAUGGAACUGCUUUGGCCGAGCCUGUACGAGACUUUCGCCGCUAAGGAACCUGAGGACGACAGUGGCGACCGCGAAGAAGGGGAAGAAGACGAAGACGAGGUAGAACAUCCGCAACCAGGGACGUCUAGUGAUUCACAACCUAAAAAAACGUCCUUUUUCUGUUGGCAAAAUGAUGUGUUUUACCCGCAAGUCAAUGUGUAUCUAUUAGAGCAGGGCUUGCCAUUCGAAAUCCUUCUCCUGGAUAACGCUGGUGGCCACGCAAUUGAUUCGUUGCAUGAGGGCAUUCAGAUUGAGUUCAUGCCGCCCAACACUACGCCACUAUAUUCAGCUAAUGGACCAGGGUCUUAUCAGGGCGUUCAAGGCCUUAUACACGAAGAAUGUUCUGGCAAGGCGUUGCAAGAAAUGAAGCUUACCAGCAUUAACAUGAGCUGGAAGAAUUUGUGGCCCGAGGUUAUUUACGACGACAAGGGAUAUACACCUGCCGAAAUCCAACACUCAGUAGUUGGCUGCGAUCAUUGGGCUGAGAGCUUUGCAAGCAUGACCAUGGGAGACAUCGACGACUUAUUCGACUGUCAAUCCCAGCCGCUAACCGACCAAGACCUUGAAGACUUGACGAAUUCGGCCAGCGAAGAAGAAGAAACGCAGUAA
Acanthosepion pharaonis is the source of this 915-nucleotide messenger RNA. Lineage: Eukaryota; Metazoa; Mollusca; Cephalopoda; Sepiida; Sepiidae. The record is from the annotation of a GenBank genome assembly.